Betta splendens (Siamese fighting fish) is the source of this 2021-nucleotide messenger RNA. RefSeq names its product guanosine monophosphate reductase 2 (gene gmpr2). Lineage: Eukaryota; Metazoa; Chordata; Actinopteri; Anabantiformes; Osphronemidae. Gene Ontology annotation, cellular component: GMP reductase complex. Gene Ontology annotation, molecular function: GMP reductase activity. The record is from RefSeq and is a predicted model, not a curated record. Bases 36 to 1220 code for a protein of 394 amino acids. The transcript has 10 exons. Gene Ontology annotation, biological process: nucleotide metabolic process.
AAUUUGUAGUUCUUAACCCGCGUGUCGCCUUCAAGAUGGCGCUCCUAAAAACUACAAACCGCCGGUCAGUUUUUGUCCGCCACCAUCACAUUUCCCGCCGUGGGGAAAAGGAAGCGGCGCCACAGCAAAGUAACCGUCAUACUUUAACGCUGCACAUUCUGCCUCUUUCCACCAUGCCCCGCAUUGAGAAUGACAUCAAGCUGGACUUCAAAGAUGUGCUGCUUCGUCCAAAGCGAAGCACGCUGAAGUCUCGGAGUGAGGUGGACCUGAUGAGGAGCUUCAACUUUAGAAACUCUAAGGGCAGCUACAGAGGGAUCCCCAUCGUCGCUGCUAACAUGGACACAGUGGGGACGUUUGAAAUGGCCUUAGCUCUGCAUCAGUUCUCUCUCUUCACUACAAUUCACAAACAUUACACUGUGGAUGAGUGGGUGGAGUUUGCAGCCAAGCAUCCUGAAUGUCUGGAGAGCCUAGCAGUCAGCACAGGGACUGGUGAGGGGGACUUUGAGAAGAUUUCAACCGUCUUGACAGCAGUGCCUCAGCUGCAGUACAUCUGUGUAGAUGUGGCCAAUGGCUACUCUGAACACUUUGUCCACUUUGUCAAAGAUGUCAGACAGAAGUUUCCCAAUCACACUAUAAUGGCAGGAAACGUGGUGACAGGAGAAAUGGUGGAGGAGCUGAUCCUGGCCGGUGCGGACAUCAUCAAAGUAGGCAUCGGACCAGGCUCUGUGUGUACCACUCGCAAGAAGACAGGGGUGGGUUACCCCCAGCUCAGUGCUGUGAUCGAAUGUGCUGAUGCAGCCCAUGGCCUGGGAGGUCACAUCAUCUCCGAUGGGGGGUGUACUUGUCCAGGAGAUGUCUCAAAGGCAUUUGGUGCUGGAGCAGACUUUGUGAUGCUGGGGGGUAUGCUCGCUGGCCACUCAGAGAGUGGGGGCGAGGUCAUUGAAAAGAAUGGGAAGAAAUACAAGCUGUUCUAUGGAAUGAGCUCUGACACGGCGAUGAAGAAACAUGCAGGAGGCGUGGCCGAGUACAGGGCAUCUGAAGGGAAGACGGUGGAGGUCCCUUACAAAGGCCCAGUGGACGAGACAAUAAAGGACAUACUGGGAGGGGUUCGCUCCACCUGCACCUAUGUCGGUGCAGGCAAGCUGAAGGAGCUGAGCCGCAGGACCACCUUCAUCAGAGUCACCCAGCAGCUCAACACAGUCUUCGGCAGUGGCAGCUGAAGACGCAGCUCAGCUACAGCAUCUGUCUGCAAAACUGACUGACCAAGUAAACAGAUGCGUUUAUUCAAACCUAAAUAUGGUUCUUUGUUUCCUGUUGUUAAUUGACAAAGUUUUAGUGAGUUCAAAAUUCGAAAAGACUGAAAUAUGUUCAUUUCACAGAGACCAGUGAGUGUUUUAGGGACCGGCUUCUCUACAGAAAAGAUAGUAACUCUUCACCUCUUUCAUGAUUCCACUGUCACCUUUUUAGUCAUUUUACUGCAUUUACAUAUAUGCAUGCACAUCGUUGGCUGUCUACAUAUAUAUAUAUAUAUAUAUAUAUAUAUAUAUAUAUACACACACAAUAUCAUCAGUCUGCUCUGUACUGAAAUCAGAACAGUGAUACUAAAUUAUAGGUCUUAAAUUAUUUAGAAAAGCUAAACAUGUGAGUAGCAGCUGUUACUCAAAUGUAAGUUUUUGGGAAAUUCAAUGUAUUUCAUCACUUUAAUGAUUCUUUUUUGCACUUUAAUGAUUUGAGAAUAAUAUUUUGUUUUAGUUGUGUUACAGAAAUCUACAACGUCAUAUGAAAUGUUGUUUCCAGCACUUGCUCCUGCAUAUAUACCUAAUUAUAGCCAUAUUUGGACCAAUGUCUUCGCCAUCAUUAUUGUUUCACCUCAAUUAGUGUCUGUAGUGACUCCAUUUAAAGCAGUUUCAUGAUAAAUGUUUCAUUUUUUAUCACCACAUGUGUAAUUUAUGUUGUAGAAAUAAAAAGGACCUUUUUCACUUCAUAUUUUAUCCAGUCAAUAAAAAAAAUAUUGUCACAAA